CCCGUUCCCCCCCACCCCCCCCCCCGCCCGCUCCCUGCGCUCCGGAGGCGGCGGCGGCGCAGCCCGGGCUCCGCGGCGCCCAGCCGGCCGGCGGGGGGGGGCCAUGGACUGAGCGGCACCAUGGGCGCCAAGGAGUCCCGCAUCGGCUUCCUCAGCUACGACGAGGCCUUGCGGAGGGUUACAGACAUAGAGCUGAAGCGACUGAAAGAUGCUUUCAAGAGAACUUGUGGACUCUCGUAUUAUAUGACCCAACAAUGCUUCAUCAGGGAAGUUCUCGGUGAUGGAGUCCCUCCAAAAGUUGCUGAGGUUAUCUACUGUUCGUUUGGAGGAAUGUCCAAAGGGCUGCACUUCAAUAACUUGAUAGUUGGAUUAGUUCUACUUACAAGAGGCAGAGAGGAAGAGAAAGCAAAAUACAUUUUCAGUCUCUUCUCUAAUGAAUCUGGGAGUUAUGUUGUUCGUGAAGAGAUGGAGAAGAUGCUGCAGGUGGUUGAUGGAAAAGUGCCAGAAUCUCUCAAGAAAUGUUUCUCUGAGGGUGAAAAGGUAAACUAUGAGAAGUUCAGGGUUUGGCUAUUGCACAACAAAGAUGCUUUCACAUUUUCCCGUUGGCUGCUGUCUGGAGGUGUGUAUGUGACACUCACUGAUGAUAGCGAUACUCCUACCUUCUAUCAAACACUGGCUGGAGUCACACACUUGGAAGAAUCUGACAUCAUUGAUCUUGAAAAACGAUACUGGCUGCUAAAAGCUCAAUCAAGAACUGGACGUUUCGAUUUAGAAACAUUUGCUCCCUUGGUUUCACCUCCUAUUCAUCCAUCUCUGAGUGAAGGUUUGUUUAAUGCCUUUGAUGAAAACCGAGACAAUCACAUAGAUUUUAAAGAAAUUUCCUGUGGGCUCUCAGCAUGUUGCAGGGGGCCCUUGGCAGAAAGACAAAAAUUUUGCUUCAAGGUUUUUGACAUUGACCGGGAUGGUGUGCUGUCUCGCACGGAACUUAAAGAAAUGGUGGUUGCACUUUUAGAAGUCUGGAAGGAUAACCGUACUGAUAAAAUACCUGAACUGGACAUGGAUUUGUCUGAAAUUGUAGAAGAUAUUUUGAAUAUGCAUGAUAACACAAAGCUUGGACACCUCACUCUGGAGGACUACCAGAUAUGGAGUGUGAAGAGUGCUCUUGCCAAUGAAUUUUUAAAUCUACUCUUUCAGGUGUGUCAUAUAGUUUUGGGGCUACGACCUGCCACUCCAGAAGAAGAAGGACAGAUUAUUAGAGGCUGGUUAGAAAGGGAAAGCAGAUACGGCCUUCAGCCAGGGCACAACUGGUUUCUUAUUGCAAUGCCAUGGUGGCACCAGUGGAAGGAAUAUGUCAAAUAUGAUGCAAACCCUGUUGUGAUAGAGCCUUCAUCUGUCUUGAGUGGAGGUAAGAAUUCACUCAUAGCUGCUGCAGACAAUACUUCAGAACAGGGAGAAGACAAAAUGGGAGGUCUUAAUUACUUCAGUGCAACAGAAGAAAAGUUUUCAGAUAAUAUUUCUACUGCAUCAGAAGCCUCAGAGACUACUAGCAGCAAUGCUCUUUACCCUGGCACACCAGGGGCUGAUGUAUGUUUCGCUAGGCAGCAUAAUACUUCAGACAACAAUAACCAGUGUUUCCUUGGAACCAAUGGGAAUUCUUUGCUACAACUUAAUCCUCAGAAGCCAGGAGCUAUUGAUAACCAACCCCUUGUAACGCAAGAACCAGUGAAGGCUGCAUCAUUAACAAUGGAGGGUGGAAGAUUAAAGCGAUCACCACAACUGAUCGAAGGAAAAGACUACAUAAUGGUACCGGAGCCAGUUUGGAGAGCACUUUACCAUUGGUAUGGAGCAAAUCUGUCCUUGCCCAGGCCGGUGAUCAAAAACAGCAAAACAAAUGUGCCUGAACUAGAGUUAUUUCCUCGCUAUCUGCUCUUUCUGAGACAGCAGCCUGCCACUCGAACACAGCAGUCAAACAUCUGGGUGAAUAUGGGGAAUGUACCUUCACCGAAUGCUCCUUUAAAGAGAGUGUUGGCUUACACCGGCUGCUUCAGUCGAAUGCAAACGAUUAAAGAGAUACACGAAUAUCUCUCUCAGAGGCUACGUAUAAAAGAAGAAGAUAUGCGCCUCUGGUUAUACAACAGUGAGAACUAUCUUACUUUGCUUGAUGAUGAAGAUCACAGAUUGGAGUACCUUAAAAUCCAAGAUGAGCAGCAUUUAGUAAUAGAAGUUCGAAACAAAGACAUGAGCUGGCCUGAAGAGAUGUCUUUUAUAGCAAACAGCAGUAAAAUAGACAGACAUAAAGUUCCUACUGAAAAGGGUGCUACUGGAUUAAGCAAUCUGGGUAACACAUGUUUCAUGAACUCGAGCAUCCAGUGUGUCAGUAAUACGCAACCUCUGACACGGUAUUUCAUCUCAGGAAGACAUCUUUAUGAACUUAACAGGACAAAUCCAAUAGGAAUGAAAGGACACAUGGCCAAGUGCUAUGGGGAUUUGGUUCAGGAGUUGUGGAGUGGGACUCAGAAGAAUAUAGCACCAUUAAAGUUGCGGUGGACAAUAGCGAAAUAUGCUCCAAGGUUUAAUGGCUUUCAACAGCAAGACUCACAGGAGCUUCUAGCUUUUCUUUUGGAUGGUCUUCAUGAGGAUUUGAAUAGAGUUCAUGAUAAACCAUAUGUUGAACUGAAAGAUAGUGAUGGUCGACCAGACUGGGAAGUAGCAGCUGAGGCCUGGGAAAACCACCUGAGAAGAAACAGAUCCAUUGUCGUAGAUUUAUUUCAUGGGCAGCUGAAGUCACAAGUAAAGUGUAAAACUUGUGGACAUAUAAGUGUUAGAUUUGACCCUUUCAAUUUUUUAUCCUUACCUUUGCCAAUGGAUAGCUACAUGCACCUAGAAAUUACAGUAAUCAAAUUAGAUGGUACUACGCCUGUUCGAUAUGGCCUGAGACUGAACAUGGAUGAAAAAUAUACAGGUUUGAAAAAACAGUUAAGUGAACUCUGUGGGCUGAAACCAGAACAGAUACUCCUUGCAGAAGUUCAUAGCUCCAAUAUAAAGAACUUUCCUCAAGACAACCAGAAAGUCCGGUUAUCAGUGAGUGGGUUUUUGUGUGCAUUUGAAAUACCCAUUCCAGGAUCACCUACAUCAGCAUCAAGUCCUGUGCAGACAGAUACCUCGACUGGAUCAUCAACUAACGGAGCACCCAACAUAAUGAUGAAUGGGGACCUUCCCAAACCAACCCUGAUUCCCAAUGGAAUGCCAAAUACUGUAGUGCCAUGUGGAACAGAGCGUAACCUUGCCAACUGGACUCUGAACGGUCACGUGCCCUUGAUUUCUGACAGUCCGUGUACAGGGUAUAUAAUUGCAGUCCAUAGAAAAAUGAUGCGGACAGAACUGUAUUUUCUUUCAUCUCAGAAGAAUCGCCCUAGCCUCUUUGGAAUGCCACUGAUUGUUCCUUGUACAGUUCAUACACGGAAAAAAGACCUGUAUGAUGCAGUAUGGAUUCAGGUUUCCAGGCUGGCUAGCCCUCUCCCACCUCAGGAAGCUAGUAAUCAUGCACAGGACUGUGAUGAUAGCAUGGGAUAUCAGUAUCCAUUCACCCUAAGAGUAGUUCAGAAGGAUGGAAAUUCUUGUGCUUGGUGUCCAUGGUACAGAUUUUGCCGUGGCUGUAAAAUUGAGUGCACAGAAGACAGAGCUUCUGUUGGUAACGCUUACAUUGCUGUAGACUGGGAUCCAACAGCACUCCAUCUACGCUACCAGACAUCACAGGAACGGAUUGUAGAAGAACAUGAAAGUGUUGAACAAAGCCGACGAGCUCAAGCAGAGCCCAUCAAUCUGGAUAGCUGUCUUCGAGCCUUCACCAGUGAGGAAGAACUGGGGGAGGAUGAGAUGUACUACUGUUCCAAAUGCAAGACCCAUUGUCUGGCUACAAAAAAACUAGAUCUUUGGAGGCUUCCUCCUAUUUUGAUCAUUCACCUGAAAAGAUUUCAGUUUGUAAAUGGCCGCUGGAUAAAAUCUCAGAAAAUUGUUAAAUUUCCCCGAGAAAAUUUUGACCCAAGUGCCUUUUUGGUACAAAGGGAUCCAAGUCAUUUUCAAAGAAAGCAAUUAACUCCUCAAGUUGAUGACCUUCCUGAACCACGGACCCCUCUCCAAGGGGAGUCCAAAAAAAUAGAUCUGCAGAUUACUUACACAGCAGAAGGAGAUGCACUGAACAGAAGUCCAUCGUCCCUUAACACCACCAAUGUCUUGAAUAAUAUCAAAGCAUCUCCAUCUCUGGGGAGGAAAAGUGGAACCAGCUGUCCUUCGAGUAAAAACAGUAGCCCAAACAGUAGCCCAAGGACUUUAGGAAGAGGCAAAGGCCGCUUGCGGCUACCACAACUGGGUAAAAACAAACUGUCAAGUAGCAAAGAAAAUUUGGAUGCAAGUAAAGAGAACGGUACUGACCAGGAGCAGAAAUUUACUUCUGAUCGAAGCGAUGCUCUUACCAGAGGGCAGAUUUUGGGUGGUAGCCAGAGUGAACUGUAUACUGCUCAGGACAAUGAGGUGACUCUAGCCAAUGGAUAUAUUUGUGAACAGAAUGCAUAUAGUAACGGCAGUAUCAACGGUCAAAUUGAUAACCACAGCGAGGAUGAUAUUACAGAUGACCAAAGAGAAGACGUUUGUGUUAACCCUAUUUACAAUCUAUAUGCAAUUUCGUGCCAUUCAGGAAUUAUGGGAGGGGGUCAUUACGUCACUUAUGCCAAAAACCCAAACAACAAGUGGUACUGCUACAAUGACAGUAGCUGUAAGGAAUUGCAUCCUGAUGAAAUCGACACCGACUCUGCCUACAUUCUUUUCUAUGAGCAGCAGGGGGUAGACUAUGCACAAUUUCUGCCAAAGAUUGAUGGCAAAAAGAUGGCAGACACAAGCAGCAUGGAUGAAGACUUUGAGUCAGACUAUAAGAAGUACUGUGUUUUACAGUAA
Messenger RNA from Oxyura jamaicensis (ruddy duck), 4950 nucleotides. RefSeq names its product ubiquitin specific peptidase 32 (gene USP32). Gene Ontology annotation, cellular component: Golgi apparatus. The record is from RefSeq and is a predicted model, not a curated record. The transcript has 34 exons. Gene Ontology annotation, molecular function: cysteine-type deubiquitinase activity; calcium ion binding. The coding region runs from base 121 to 4950 and encodes 1609 amino acids. NCBI's taxonomy places the organism in Eukaryota, Metazoa, Chordata, Aves, Anseriformes, Anatidae. Gene Ontology annotation, biological process: protein deubiquitination.